CUCAUAUAUACCCACACCUACACGAUUAACAUAUUCUUCAAAUUUAACAAAACCGAUAUCUUCCUCACUUUCUCCACUUCGUCGGAUUUUAUAUUUCUGUGCCAAAUAUACAUCCAAUACCACAAUUUUAGGAGUAGAAAGCCAGAAGGCAAAAAUGGCACAACGUACACCAGUUGUUGAAGCAGAGGGUCUGUCAAGCACUCGCAUCGGUAGGAUGGAUGAACCUGUGACGGCUGGGUCGGGGUGUGGUGCUGGGAAUGGUGUGAAUAGUACUGCUCCUGUAGGGAUGCGGGAUUCUGGGACUACUAAAAAUGAACAUGGCACCUCAUCUUCUUCCUCUGGAACAGGAAGCGGAGUAAAGGGUGUAUUGGCUGGAAUCCAUGGAAUUGGGGAGAAGUUUAGGGGGGAGUUUAAUAAGGGGGUUGAUGGGGCUGGUGGGGAUAGAGAAGGUGUACUGAAAAAUGAAGCUGUUGCGAACUCGGGAGAUAGGGAAAGAUUGACGGGUACAUUUGCUGGGGAGACGAAGAAUAGAGAAGGUGUUGUGCCGGGGGCGGAUGGGGAGAGAAGAUUUUAGGCAGUACGAACAGGCUGUUUUGGGGUGGGUAAGGUAGGCUGAGGAGAGGAGUGAAGGUAGCAAUUAGUGAAUCCGAUUUAAUCUUGAAUCUGUAGAAUUUGUUUUUCUUUUUUG
This is a messenger RNA of Cadophora gregata, 688 nucleotides long. RefSeq lists its product as uncharacterized. The transcript is spliced from 3 exons. The record is from RefSeq and is a predicted model, not a curated record. NCBI's taxonomy places the organism in Eukaryota, Fungi, Ascomycota, Leotiomycetes, Helotiales, Ploettnerulaceae. The coding region runs from base 155 to 574 and encodes 139 amino acids.